Molecule: messenger RNA, 324 nt
Organism: Iphiclides podalirius (scarce swallowtail)
Lineage: Eukaryota; Metazoa; Arthropoda; Insecta; Lepidoptera; Papilionidae
Source: the annotation of a GenBank genome assembly
AUGCGACAGCGUUCGAAUGAGGACAUACUUCAAACGGGUCACACUUGGUCUCCCGACACUAGCCACGUCACGUCGAAUACGCUAAAUUCAGCCAAGGUGCAGGAGUAUCGCGGCCAGCUAAGACAAAGGAGCGAGCUAAGCGGAGUAGGAUCCGGCACAAAGCUGGAUGCGGCCCUAAUGGAGCCGAAGACAUCUUUGUACGGCUCACAGUGGAUCCGGGAUAUAGUGGAUGCGUCGCUUAGCGCGAUAGUAAAUCGGCGGCCCACUGCACGCCUCCUCAGCCCCGGGACGGCGUCAUUAGGACACCCGCCGGUGUUAAGUGCC